AUGUCUUGCGGCGACAUCUUCCUGGGGCUGCUUGCCGUCCUCUUCCCUCCUAUCGCAGUCUGGAUCAAGUCUGGAAUCUGCUCGUGCGAUUCACUGAUCAACAUCCUCCUCUGCAUGCUGGGGUAUAUCCCUGGCUUGAUCCACGCGUGGUACAUCAUCGCCCGCAACCCCGAGCGGGACUACGACUACGAACCGCUCGACGCCGAGGGUGGAAGAGUCACCUACUACUACAUCCGACACGAACCGUGGAGGCGCGACUACGGAACCCAAGAACAACGCGGUCAUGGCCGACAAGCCCCUCCCCCGCCGCCGCCGCCGCCGCCGAAGCCCCAGAAUCGACCUGCACCCGCACCACCGGCACCGGCACAGUCCGCCAGUGCGAAUGGAGAGGGGAGCAGUAGGCCAGCGCCGCAGGUUGAAGGGCCGAGUGUGGGCGCAGGUGGCGAUGGCCCAGAGGCACCCCCCAGCUAUUCAGAAGUCGUAAGGGGUGACAAUAAGAUCCAAUCUCAAGACUGA
Messenger RNA from Exophiala spinifera, 516 nucleotides. RefSeq lists its product as uncharacterized. NCBI's taxonomy places the organism in Eukaryota, Fungi, Ascomycota, Eurotiomycetes, Chaetothyriales, Herpotrichiellaceae. The coding region runs from base 1 to 516 and encodes 171 amino acids. Gene Ontology annotation, biological process: endosome transport via multivesicular body sorting pathway. Gene Ontology annotation, cellular component: fungal-type vacuole membrane; fungal-type vacuole lumen. The transcript is spliced from 2 exons. The record is from RefSeq and is a predicted model, not a curated record. Gene Ontology annotation, molecular function: ubiquitin protein ligase binding.